AUGUUACAUUCAAUUCUCAAAGAUAAUUCAUUGAAACAACUCGAAACUCGUCAAAAUCGACGAAUAAUAGACGGAAGUAGUAAUUUAUCACCAACCAUUAUGUCUAUCAGUACUCGUGUAUCGUUCGAUCAACCUACUAUUAUACCGACAGGUUCAAUUGGUUCAUUAGCAUUCAAUAGGCUGGCUGCAACCGAGGAUAACGAUUUACAAAAAAGAAGUAAUUUGCGUCAAAGACGAACCUCUCUACCUGUUGGUUCGAAUGCUUUUGCCGCCAAUAAAGCUGCUUUACAAAAUAAUCUGAUAGAAGCUCGUGGACUUGUCGCAGAAAUGUUAGCAGAUAGGAAUUUACCGCCAACGGUUGUUUCAGGAUUGAAAGCAGUGGCUACUUUACUGAAUCCUCAACCACCAUCGAUCAAUUUACACUUUGAUUUUGGUCUUCCGAUGGUCGUUGAGAAUCCAUUCAGCGGUGAACAACUUGUCAUUGCCACGGUUACCUUUUUUCUUUUAUCUUUUUAA
Molecule: messenger RNA, 516 nt
Organism: Cercopithifilaria johnstoni
Lineage: Eukaryota; Metazoa; Nematoda; Chromadorea; Rhabditida; Onchocercidae
Source: the annotation of a GenBank genome assembly